AUGAAACUCAUUUACCCAUCAAAAGUUAUCAUCACUAAAAGACCUGGUAAUAUCCCUGCUAAAAAACACAAUAAUGUUGUUUACGCAAGGGAAGAUUUUGUUAAUGAUUUAGUAUUUCCUUUAAUAGUUCAAAGUAAAACUCAGGAAAUAUUUGCCAGAGAUGAGGUUAAGAAGUUUGUUUACUAUCAAGGUGGUCGUGUUCCUUUUAAUCAAAAAGAAAUUUCUGCUUUAGAAAAUGUUCUUAAACAGGUUAUGUGUGAUGAUUAUUCAAUAAGAUCAAUGCCAUCUAGUCAUUAA
Molecule: messenger RNA, 297 nt
Organism: Hepatospora eriocheir
Lineage: Eukaryota; Fungi; Microsporidia; Hepatosporidae
Source: the annotation of a GenBank genome assembly